GUUUGAGAUUACAGAGACUAAAAUCGUGAGAGGACGAACGAAACGGAACACAAGAGAACAGCGCGCAGAGUGAGAGAUACAUAGUUGUUGGGAGACACCGAAACAGGAUUUGGAACACGAAACACUUGUGACGAAAUCGAAUUGAGGUUACUGUUUUUGUCUGCUUGAUGGUGUCGGUGAACCCAAACCCCGCCCAAGGCUUUUACUUCUUCGAUCCCUCCAAUAUGACCCUUCCCGGCGUGAAUUCUCUUCCGCCGCCACCGCCGCCGACUCAGACUCCAGUCGCUGCCCCCGCCGUGGAGGAUCCAAAUAAGAAGAUCCGGAAACCCUACACGAUUACCAAGUCCAGGGAGAGCUGGACCGAGCAGGAGCAUGACAAAUUUCUAGAAGCUCUCCAAUUAUUUGAUCGGGACUGGAAAAAGAUUGAAGCAUUUGUUGGUUCAAAAACUGUUAUCCAGAUAAGGAGUCAUGCACAGAAGUAUUUUCUAAAAGUUCAGAAGAAUGGAACAAGUGAACAUGUUCCUCCUCCCCGACCAAAGAGAAAAGCUACUCACCCAUACCCUCAAAAGGCUCCUAAAAUCACUCCUACUGUAUCCCAAGUUAUGGGCCCACUGCAACCUCCAUCUGCUUUCAUUGAACCUGCAUAUAUUUAUAGCUCGGAUUCUUCAUCUGUUCUUGGAACUCCAGUUACCAACAUGCCUUUGUCGACUUGGAACUAUAAUGCUAAACCACCAGUCAAUGUGCCACAAGUGACUAAAGAUGACAUGGGCUUGACCGGAGUGGCACAAACUAUUCCUCUUAACUGUUGCUAUAGCAGUAGUAAUGAGAACACCCCUCCAACUUGGCCAAGUAGCAAAAAGAUGAAUCAAGGUGGCCAGGGCAAGCCAAUUAAAGUAAUGCCAGAUUUUGCUCAAGUCUACAGCUUCAUUGGCAGUGUCUUUGAUCCAAAUUCGACUAAUCACCUUCAGAAACUAAGACAGAUGGACCCAAUAAAUGUAGAAACGGUAUUGCUGUUGAUGAGAAAUCUCUCGGUCAAUUUAAUGAGUCCAGAGUUUGAGGACCAUAAAAGGCUGCUUUCAUCAUAUGAUACCGACUCUGAUGAAUCGAAGCAUGUUAAUAUUUGCAGCACUACUAAAUCCGAGAGUGCUAUUCUGUCUGCAUAAGGAUGUGGAGAGUGGUUUUUCACUGAAGAGUGUUUUAUUCUGUCUGCAUAAGGAUGUGGAGAGUGGUUUUUCACUGAAGAGUGUUUUGAAUCUAUCUACUGAAGAAUGCACAUAAAGAGGGAGCGAGAAGGUUAAAAAAGACAAGGUUUUUGGUAAAAGGAAGUGUAGCUUCUUAAUGCUUGCAUAUGUAUAUAAGACGUACAUAUAUAAAUAUAUACAUACAUAUAUACUUAUAUGUAUGUAUAACUUUUGGUUUGAGGUUUUGUUUGUUUCUGGCAGUGAUAGAUGGUAGAUAUGGUGGUGUUUUGUAUAUGUUUUGAAGAUGGUUGUCCUUGGAGUGUAGGACAAUGAGAGUCCUGUUAGGUCACUUGUGGAGGCUUUACUGUACAGUCUGAGUGUUUUUGUGUUAUGCUGCGAAGCUUUGAAUUAGCAUUUAAUAUUUAAGAGCAGUGUUAGGAAUUAGGGGCAAUCGUUUGCCUUGUAUAUAUAUAAAGCAAUAAAACAGUGUAGAUAAGUUUCUCUCCU
Molecule: messenger RNA, 1688 nt
Organism: Vigna unguiculata (cowpea)
Lineage: Eukaryota; Viridiplantae; Streptophyta; Magnoliopsida; Fabales; Fabaceae
Product: protein REVEILLE 5-like
Molecular function (GO): DNA binding
Source: RefSeq, a predicted model, not a curated record